GAAUUGAAAGCUCCUUUCCACCUCCUUUUUCUCUCAAACACAAAUUCCUUCUUUCUAUGUCAUACUUUCCAUCUAAGCCUCCAAAAGCAUCUUCAUCAUAAUACCCCUACAAAUCUACAACAACUAUUUCACACAAAGAAUACAUUCAUAUCAGACAACUAACCCAAAAAGCUUGGAGAGAGAAAGGAAGGGUAAAAAUAAAAAUAAAAUAAAAUAAAAAACUUUUUUUAGGAGAAAGUAAGCUAAAACAACAAUCACCACACCCAUUUCUCAUUUCAUCAGUUUAGUUUGUUUAUUUAUUUUUCUGCUAAACUUUGUUGUUGCAUUCAUCAUGGGUUGCACAGCAUCAAGAACCACCACCAUAGUUGCAAACACAACCUCAGAGGACCCUUCUCCUCCUCCUUCUUCUUCUCUUUCUCUUUCCCUCGCUUCUUCUUCUUCUUCUUCCUCUUCUUCUACCUCUUCUUCUUCUGCUUCAAAUUGUUUCAAUUCUUCACCGAAGGUUCCCAAAGCUAUGUCACUCCAAAUGCCUCUUGUCCAUCACCCUCCAACAAAAAAGGGUGACACACACCACCUUGUGUUCCUCACUUCCACCACCUAUGGCUCCCUUCUCCUCAUUGACCAAAAAGAUUCCAACUUUAUGAAGGAUUCACCACCAUCACAUGCUGCUGAUGAGUCUCAAAAAACUGAGGAGCAAGAACAAUCAUCACUCUCCCCAGAUUCAGUCAUCAACACAUGGGAACUUAUGCAUGACUUGGAUGAAGAAGCAAAAGAACAAGAACAAGAUCUUACCCACCUUCACAUUACUACUUCUUCCAUUGUUGGUGAUGGUGUCUCACACAAAACAAGUUCAUCAUGCAGGUACACAGCCUUUGACGGCUCUGCAAGGAAGAAGCUUCUAGAUUCAUUUGAGUCACUGAAAGAAGCCUCAUCCUCAUCAGAAAAACUCAACAUGGAAAGUGAAAACCUUUCUUCAAAGAAGCCACUUUGGCAGCACUUGUCUGAAGAAGCUUUGCUUGCAAAACUGGACCCAAGUGUUGCUUGGAGUUACAGGCGCGCUUUGUCAUCAAGACAACUAGGUAGCAACACCAACAUCAACAUCAUCAUCACCAACAACAAUAAUCUAUAUAAUAAUGGUGUCAGAUCAAUGGGGUCUAGUCCUUUGUAUUCUUCUUGUUCUUCUUCUUCAACUACUACUUCAUUUGCUAAUAAUAAUAGCAACAGUGUGUGCCAUUUGCCUGGAACUGAAGACAGAAUAGUGGUUUAUUGCACAAGUUUGAGAGGGAUCAGAAAGACCUUUGAAGAUUGUUGUUCAGUGAGGAUGAUACUAAGAGGUUUCAGGGUUGCUGUUGAUGAGAGAGACAUCUCAAUGGACUCAUCUUAUAGGAAGGAGCUUCAGGAUGCUCUUGGUGUUAAAGCAGUGACACUGCCACAGGUUUUCAUAAGAGGGAACCAUGUUGGGAAUGCUGAGGAUCUUAAGAAGCUGAAUGAGAAUGGAGACUUGGCAAGGCUCUUGAGGGGUUUCCCUGUUCAUGAUCCUGGUUUUGUGUGUGAGAAUUGUGGUGAUGCAAGGUUUGUUCCAUGUCCUAACUGUAGUGGUAGCAGAAAGGUUUUUGAGGAGAAAGAAGGAGGAUUGAGAAGGUGCCCAGAUUGUAAUGAAAAUGGCUUGAUAAGAUGUUCAAGAUGCUGCUCAUGAUUGCUGCCCAAGGGAAUUUAUAGGGUACAGAGGUGAGCGUACAGAUAUUCCUCCUGCAAUUAUCUCGUGCUGACAUGUGUCCAAGGGGAGCCGCAUGUGAAUGUUUGGGGAACGGUGUAACAUGACGCCUCCAUGUAGCCGAGUAGCUCCUGCUGGGGAAGGGAAUUGGCUCCGUUUGGAAAGAAUUAGCUGCGGCUGGAUGUACAGG
Molecule: messenger RNA, 1904 nt
Organism: Arachis stenosperma
Lineage: Eukaryota; Viridiplantae; Streptophyta; Magnoliopsida; Fabales; Fabaceae
Exons: 2
Coding region: 332-1696 (454 amino acids)
Source: RefSeq, a predicted model, not a curated record